This is a messenger RNA of Gadus morhua (Atlantic cod), 3784 nucleotides long. It is a transcript of the gene dpf1, whose product is annotated as double PHD fingers 1. Gene Ontology annotation, cellular component: nBAF complex. Gene Ontology annotation, biological process: nervous system development. The record is from RefSeq and is a predicted model, not a curated record. Lineage: Eukaryota; Metazoa; Chordata; Actinopteri; Gadiformes; Gadidae.
AUGUGUACAUGCGUAAGAACUACACUUCCCCAAAUGUGUCAUCGUGAGCUCCCUCCUAUUGGCUGGCCGCUGCAGCCGCAGCCCCAGAGAAUGAAUGAAAUUGAAAUAGCUGGUACAUUACAUGUACAAUACCGGCCACCGCAGUGUUGCAUUCUAUCAUACUAUACCAAAAUGGCCACAGCGGUACAGAACCCCCUCAAAUCGCAAUCUGGAGGAGCAGUCAUCAAGAACAGCCUGGGUGAGGAGUUCUACAAGGAGGCCAUAGAGCACUGCCGCAGCUACAACGCGCGGCUCUGUGCCGAGCGCUCCAUGCGUCUGCCCUUCCUGGACUCCCAGACCGGGGUGGCCCAGAGCAACUGCUACAUCUGGAUGGAGAAGAACCACCGCGGCCCAGGCCAUGCACCGGGUCAGCUGUACACGUACCCCGCCCGAUGCUGGCGCAAGAAGAGACGGCUCAACAUGCUGGAGGACCCGCGCCUCGGACCCAUUGAGUUCAAGAUCGACUACGAGGCGUCUCUGAAGAAGGAGGGGGGCAUCCCAGAGGGUCCGGUGCUGGAGUCCCUGCUGGCAGGGGAGACCCUGGACAAGAAGGUGGAGACCAAGGAGGAGGAGCCCAUGAGCGAGUGCCAGAAGUUACUAGUGGGAGAUUUCCCUCAUGAGCUUGAUGUAGAAGAGAUGGAAGAAGACGUUCCCAAGCGCAAGAACCGUACCAAAGGACGGUCCUGUGGUGUCGGGGGCAUGAGGAAAAGGCAAGAAGCCAACGCGAUAGAAGAUAGAGAAAAGCCUUACGUCUGUGACAUAUGUGGUAAGCGCUAUAAGAACCGUCCCGGGCUGAGCUACCACUACACUCACACACACCUGGCAGACGAGGAAGGCGAGGAAGACUCGGAGCGCCACACCCUGCCCUUCCAGCGCAAAAACAACCACAAGCCUAAGAAAGCGGCAGACGGUUCGGUGAUCGCCAACGGCUACUGCGACUUCUGUCUGGGAGGCUCCAAGAAGACGGGCUGCCCUGAGGACCUCAUCUCCUGCGCUGACUGCGGACGGUCAGGCCACCCCUCCUGUCUCCAGUUCACAGUGAACAUGACGGCUGCGGUGAGGACCUAUCGCUGGCAGUGCAUCGAGUGCAAGUCCUGCAGCCUGUGUGGCACCUCCGAGAAUGAUGACCAGCUUUUGUUCUGUGACGACUGCGACAGAGGCUACCACAUGUACUGUCUGAGCCCCCCCAUGUCUGAGCCACCCGAGGGGAGCUGGAGCUGUCAUCUUUGCCUGAGGCAGCUGAAGGAGAAGGCAUCGGCGUAUAUCACGCUUACCUAAUCUGCAGAACCCCCCCCUCCCCUCCACCACCGCCACCACCACCAACUCCCCCACCACCACCACCGCCAGCCCCAGCCCCAGCCCCAACACACACCCACCGCCACUCCGAGAAACCCCCUCCCCCGCUGCCUGACACGACUUCCUCUGAAGACGUCCUUCCUUUCUGACCCUUUACCACUGCAGCAGGCUGGCCCCGCCCCAGGCCGCCAGCCACGCCCCCUUCCGACCUGCCUCCGUCCGGUCCAGCUCACCUAUGGUAUAUGUUCUCUCUCUCUCUCUCUCUCUCUCUCUCUUUCUCUCCCUCGUUCUUCUCUCGCUCUCUCUUCCUCUUGGAACACCCCUCCCCCCCGUUGUUGAACUCUCAUGCUUAUAACCUCCCGCCCCUGGAGCCCCCGCUCUCCCUGCCUCUUCACCCAGCUUGACCAGAUUCCCCCCCCUCCUUCCCUCGCCGCCCUCUCCAGACUCCAGUGCACUUUCAGUGGCAGGACGAUUUCAUCAGUUCCUGAAGAAAUAAAGAAAAAAAGACAAAGAUGUUUGCUCUGGCUGGAGCCGGAGCUGGAGGGGCCUCAGACAACCCUCUGGUGAGCUGCCGCCAGAGGGCGAGGGGCAGAGAGAGGGAGCGGGAGCGAGCGAGAGAGAGAGGGAGAGAGAGAGGGGGCACAGGGAGGAUUAACGCCCCAGGGAGGAUUAACCCCCCCCCCUCCCCUGGGGGCGGACGAAACCCUCGGACCGCGGGCGGAAGUACGAGAGUACAAUCUAAAAACUGUGAAACAUAACCGCCGAAACCUAAACCCCCCGACCACACACACACACACACACACAUACACAGUCACACUAACCCCCGUGAAGACCUCCACCCUGACUCACAGGUACGGGAGGGCUAAGUGAUCACCCAGUGAGUGGGGCUCAAAGGGGGGCUUGUAAAGCCUUUAUAAGUGAAGCUCCGCCACCCUAUGUCCAUUUUCAUGCUGUGUGCGAACAUUUUGGCGAAAGAACUGGUCCGGAGGUCCACACACCCUGACCGUGAUAUUCCUCUCUCUCCCUCUCUCUCUCUCUCUCUCUCUCUCUCUUUGAACGAGAGAUACCAAAUACAAGUGAUACCAUGCAGGGGGGGGGGGGGUAACAAUGUGACUGUAUCGGCAGUUGUCUUUAAAUGAGAGGCGGGGGAUGCGCUCGUCCUGUCCAGUAACCUCCCACCGUGUAAGGGUCAAACCCAAUCAUGGGGAAAGACUUUCCUGGAUCAGAGCCUUCUCACCUACCGGUACCGACCGGUAACACCCUUCGCCCAUCUUCGCCCUUCUCUCCAUCCACGAUUGAAGACUGUGAAGCCAGAUUGAAACGGACACACUCCCAGUGCUCAGUGUGUGUGUAUGUGUGUGUGUGUGUGUGUGUGUGUGUGUGUGUGUGUAUGUGUGUGUGUCCAUGCAUUAUGAAUGUAGGGCUGGCACGUGGACAUGUGCAGGAUUUGUUUGGCCCUUCUGAGGUUGUUUCCUUUUUUGAAGGGACUCUCUUUUUGUUUUGUUCUUAUCUUGUUAUUGAAGAUGCAUGCCGUUCCUUUGAUUGUUUCGAAGAGAAUUUCAAUGAAGUUGAAAUGAAAGCACACUUAAUUCGCAAUAAUGUGUUUGUGAUAAACUCUAUCGGCAAAACCUAGUGUGUUUUCAACCGUUUGUGAGUUUAUGUGUGUGUGUGUGUGUGUGCGUGAGUGCACGUGCGUGUGUGUGCAUGCAUGCAAGUGUGGGUGCGCAUGCUUGUUGCGUGUGUACGUACGUACAUGUGUGCUUGUGUGUAUGUGUUUGAGUGUGUAACAGUGUUUGUAGCCAGCUCCAUUUUUCUUGAAACUAUACAGAAGGCCAUUCGUGCUGCAAACAAACCCAGCUCCCUGGUCGCCAUUCAUCUCUGCCAGCCUGCUCUGCAUCAAAGGGCGUGUCGCCUCCUGACAUUUUUUAAUAGCCAAGCUUAACGGGGUCUCCACAAAAAGUGGACCAAUCUGGCAGCCGUUGUGCUUUCUUGUACAUAUGCACUGAGAUAAUUCUGUGACUUUUUACUUUGUAUAGUUUUGCUAGUUUACUUUGUCUUUCCGUUGUGUUUUUCCCCUGAAAGGCCCAUGAUAAGCCUGUUCAACCAGAUGACUCAAGGCAACCUUUAUGCUUUUUAUUUUUUUUGCUCAUGAUGGCAGUUAUGCUUUUCAACGUCUUUGGGUGGUUAAUGUUGAUGGUUCGACAUCACAGCUAUGUGUGAGCAGGUGGAAAGAACCAAAGAAAGAGGUACAAAGAGAAAGUCAACUCAUACCAACUCUGAAAUGAUGGCCUCCAUGAAAUUCGAACUCCUUAAAUCAAGUGCACAAUGUGGUCACAUUGGUUUACAACGUGCUCAUGAAAGUGUGUGUACUUUGGAGAGUGGGAGUGUGCGUUUUUGAGGGAAUGUGUGUGUGUGUGUGUGUGUGUGUGUGUGUGUGUGUGUGUGUGUG